This is a messenger RNA of Caenorhabditis angaria, 4185 nucleotides long. The record is from the annotation of a GenBank genome assembly. Lineage: Eukaryota; Metazoa; Nematoda; Chromadorea; Rhabditida; Rhabditidae.
AUGUUUUUUAUUGAAGCUAGACACAUUUUGCUUUCAAACAAGCGUUAGACCACAAAACUAUACUUUAUUUGGUCUUAAAAUACUCCCCUUAAUCUGAGCAAUAUUCUAGGUCCAGCCAUUUCCAUUGCCAUCAUCUCAUUCGUCAUUCAUAUUGCCCUAUGCAAAUUAAUCGCCAAAAAAUUGAAUUAUGUGAUCGAUUCGAAUCAAGAAUGGAUGGCUUUGGGUCUAAUGCACACAACAUCCGCGUUUUUCGGAUGUUUUGCUGGUGGAUCGAGUUUGGGUCGAACUAUGAUGCAAAUGAAAAUCGGCACAAAAACCCAAUUGUCCACAAUUGUUUGUGCAAUGGUUUUGGUGGUUUUUGUGAUGGGAGCUGGCAGGUUCAUCUACUUUUUGCCCAAACCUGUUUUGGCGUCGAUUGUUGUGAUGGCUAUGAAGGAUUUGUUUGUGCAAUUGUAUACGGCGAUGACCAUAAGGAAGACGAGUUUUUUUGAUUUUGUGAGUUUUUUGGGAAAAUUUGGAGCAUUUUAAUACCUCAUGAGCUUGGGUUGCAAAAUUUGGGGUAUUUUGAUACCUCACAAGGUUAGGCGUUAGAAAACCGUGCCGCAAAAUUGCAGAAUAGGCCACGCCCACGUUUUUGAGCCUCAAAAACACUGCCAGAUUUCUGGUUAGAUAAGCUGGAACAUUUUGAUACCCCACAAGCCUAGGUCUAGAAUUCUACCUAACAAGCCACGCCCACAAAACCAUGCCGCAAAAUUGCAAACCCCCUUCAAUUCAAUUUUCCAGAUGAUUUUCGUCAUAACCCUAACUGCUGUCUUGAUUCUCAAUGUGAAUUAUGGUUUGGUGGUUGGUGUCGCUUUCGCCUUGCUUACCGUAGUUUUUCGAACGCAAUGGUGAGUAUACGGUAGCCAGGGAAGUACGGUAGAGCGGAAAAUUUGGAUUUUUUUGAUGUCGAAUAAGCCUAGGUUUACUGUAGAGCGAAUUUGGCUCGAAAUGUUGAUCUAGACACUUUUUUCCGCACGAAAUUUUGAAUUGGAAAACUAAUUUUCUUUUUUCCAUACCAAAAAUUGUAGUUCUCGCGGAAAAGCUGAAUUUUCCCAACCAUUUUUUGGUAUGGAAAAAUUGCCAGAGUGAUUUUUUCCAUACCAAAAAUUCGGUAGGAAAAAUCAUCUUCUCCUCGAAAACUACAAAUUUUGGAGUGGAAAAAACGCAGAAAAUCAAUUUUUCCUGGUUUACUGUAGAGCGAUGUUAUUCGGGAUACAGUAGGCCAUAACCUACAGUACCCCAACUACAGUACCCCGUCUCUUUUUCCAGGGCUGACAGUACUCUCCUCGGUCGUGUCAAAGGCACGAAUCAUUUCAAAGGUCUCAGUCAUUAUGGCGCGGCUCUCGAAAUUCCUGGCAUAAAAGUGUUUCGCUUCGACUCGCCCUUAUAUUUUGCCAACUCUGAACUUUUCCUAAGUCGUGUCUACAGUACUUGCGGACUUAAUCCGGUUUUGGUUCGCGGAAAGCUUGCGGAAGAAGAGAAGCGAGCGAAAGCGGCGGAAAAGAAGCGGAAGCGCCGGGAGGAUGCGGAAAUGUUGUUGCCGAAUACGAAGGAUGAGACGCGUAGGGUUUUGGGGGCGGUGCUUUUUGCAAUUUUGCCGCAGGGUUUCUGAACCUGGCUUUGUGGGAGCUCAAAAUGCUCCAAAACUUGAAACGAAGCUCAUAAAUUGCAAAUUUUUGCUCAAAAUCCCGUUUUUGGACUCGAAAAUUGAAGUUAUCUUGAAUUAUAACCUAUCUAGGCUUACUAGAACUUAAAAUGCUCAAUUCUGAGCUUACCUAGCUUUAUGAGGGCUCAAAAUGUUCCAAAUCUGAAAAGAAGCUUAAAAAUGCAAAAAUUCUUUGAGUUUAGGCUUAUGGGAACUCGAAAUUUUGAUCAAAAUGAGCUCACUGCUCUAAAAAUGCUAAUUUCUCAAGAAUAAUCCUUAUGGGAGCUCAAAAUGCUUCAAAUUCUACCACAAAUUCAAAUUUCUGCAGAACUCGAAGUGAAAGGUCACCACGUAAAAGCGCUCAACGAAAAAACGACGGAAAAAUCGAUGGGUCGAAAAGAGGAAUAUGAGAUAACUCAGCUAACACAUAUCAUAAUCGAUUGUUCCUCAAUUCCAUAUAUUGAUUUAAUGGGUCUCGAUGCGAUUGUUCAAAUAUAUCAAGAAUAUAAAACGAUCGAUAUUGAUGUAUUAUUUGCGAAUACAAAAGAAGUUUGUCGACAAUUGUUUGAUGUGACGGAUUUUUUCAAAAAAGUGCCGAUUAAUCGAAUGUUUGUUAGUAUUUCGGAUGCUGUUCAACAGGUUAGGCGAGAAAAAUUAAUGCGAUUUUUGAAAUCUACAAGGAAUUUUGGCCAGGGAACAUUUUUUUUUGGAAAUUUUCCACACCAAGUUUUGUACUUCUCGAGGAGAAGCGCUAAUUUUCCAACCCAAAUUUUGGUUUGGAAAAAAUGCACUCUGCUUCUCUGCCACUUUUUCCAUACCAAAAGGGUUGUAAAAUUGUUGGUGGGGAAAAUCACUUGUCUGUGAGAAAUACAAAACUUCGUGUGGAAAAAGUUUCUUAACAUGAGCAAUUCAUUGAUCAUGUUUAAUUUUGAAGUUGAAAAAUUUGGUAAAAUGAAAAUUUAUAUUUUACUUUCCCUUUCAAAUUUUCAGUCGGCUAAAAAAUCGGCUCUAUCGCAAUAUAUGGGUCCCAUGGAAAUAUAUGGGUCCGUUAAAACAUAUAAGGGUCCCUCAGAAGUUUAAGGGUCCGUGAAUUUUUUUAUGGGUCCCAAAAAAAAAGGGUCCGUUAUUUUUUCCAUAAAAAAAGUAUUUUUUCUAAUUUCAAUUAUUUAUUUUUGGUGAUUUUUUGUAAUUUUUUCACAUUUUUUUUAGCUAGUCAGUAUUUUUCUAGGGGGUUUACUAAGCCUAAGCCUAAAAUAAUAGAGAAAUUUUGAAUCCUCUGGUAACUCUAUUUUCGGCUUUUCAGCUUCAUAAUUAGGCUUAGGCUUAGUAAACCCCCCGAAAAUACAAAAAAUCGUCAAAAAAUCAAAUAAAAUACAAAAAAACAAUUGAAAAUUCAAAAAACCACAUAUUUUUUACUUCAAAAAUCAAAAAAAUCAGACCUAUGAAAAAAAUCACGAACCCUUAAAAAAAUUUACGGACCCUUUUAUUUUUUUGGAACCCAUGAAAAAAUUCACGGACCCUUAUAUUUCUGAGGGACCCUUAUAUGUUUUUACGGACCCCUAUAUUUUUUACGGACCCAUAUAUUUCCAUGGGACCCAUAUAUUGCGAUAGAGCCAAAAAAUCUGAAAAUAUUUUUAUAUGCCAUAAAAUUAGGCUCCGCCCCCAAACCCAUACCCAUUGCUCAUAUUAUUCAUACAUUUUGCAGGCAAAAUUGGAACAACAAGCGAAAUACCUACAAGGAAAUGAUCAGAGUCUUCGAGCUGCACCGAAUCCCAUCAAACCUUUGGCCACAAAUCAACCGGUCGCCAAAUCUGUGGCUCAAAAAACCAUGCCACUUGGUGGCGAUUUCACCAACACAGCUCUUCAACUUCCGCCAACUCAAAGUGCUUCUGUGGCGACGAUGGUUGAGAAAUCGAUAUUUUCCGAGGAGAAUCCGGAUAAGGUGAGCAUUUUUGGGAAAUGGGAUGGGGAUUUUUGAAAUCUACGUGGGAUUUUGGCCCAGGGACUUUUUCCUCCACUCCAAAAUUUGUAUCUAGUGAAUUCUAGAAACAAUUUUCAGUGUUUUUUAAACAACGUGACAUUUUUUCUGAAUUUUCAUUUUCUCGAGUUUUUAAAAAUAGAAAAAUCACGUUCCAAUGAUGAAAUUCGAGAAACCGCAUGAUUUUUCCAAUUUUCAUGUUUCGUUUUCCAUACCAAGUUUUGUAUUUCUCCCGGAAAAGGCUUAUUUUCCAUACCAACAAUUUUCGACCCAAAUGGUAUGGAAAAAUUAGCAGAGAAGCAGAGUGCGUUUUUUCCAUACCAAAUGGGUUUGGAAAUUUACUUGUCCGAGAGAAAUACACAUUUUGCUGUGGAAAAUGGUAUUCUUAUGUUUUCUGACCAGCUGAAAACAUUGGCGCUAAUCAUUUUCCCCUAAAAUUUUCCUGAAUUCAUUUUUUGUUUUAAAUUUUUCGUUCCAGCGUCGUCAAAAAAUGGGAGAAGAUUUGGACAAAACGCAGUGA